GCGGGCAAGCGGGCGGCAUGGCGGCGGCGGAGCCCGUGGCGGGGCCGACGGGGCCGGAGCCCAUGCCCAGCUACGCGCAGCUAGUGCGGCGCGGCUGGGGCAGUGCGCUGGCGGCGGCGAGGGGCUGCACGGACUGCGGCUGGGGGCUGGCGCGCCGCGGCCUGGCUGAGCACGCGCACCUGGCGCCGCCCGAGCUGCUGCUGCUGGCGCUCGGCGCGCUGGGCUGGACCGCGCUGCGCUCCGCGGCCACCGCGCGCCUCUUUCGGCCCCUGGCGAAGCGGUGCCGCCUCCAGCCCAGAGAUGCCGCCAAGAUGCCCGAGAGCGCUUGGAAGUUUCUCUUCUACCUGGGCAGCUGGAGCUACAGUGCCUACCUGCUGUUUGGCACCGACUACCCCUUCUUCCACGACCCACCAUCUGUCUUCUACGACUGGAUGCCGGGCAUGGCAGUGCCGCGGGACAUCGCAGCUGCCUACCUGCUCCAGGGAAGCUUCUAUGGCCACUCCAUCUAUGCCACGCUGUACAUGGACACCUGGCGCAAGGACUCGGUGGUCAUGCUGCUCCAUCACGUGGUCACUCUCAUCCUCAUCGUCUCCUCCUACGCCUUCCGGUACCACAAUGUGGGCAUCCUUGUGCUCUUCCUGCACGAUAUCAGUGACGUGCAGCUGGAGUUCACCAAGCUCAACAUUUACUUCAAGUCCCGCAGUGGCUCCUACCACCGGCUGCAUGCCCUGGCAGCCGACCUGGGCUGCCUCAGCUUUGGCUUCAGCUGGUUCUGGUUCCGCCUCUACUGGUUCCCGCUCAAGGUCCUGUAUGCCACCUGUCACUGCAGUCUGCGCAUGGUACCUGACAUCCCCUUCUACUUCUUCUUCAAUGCGCUUCUGCUGCUGCUCACCCUCAUGAACCUCUACUGGUUCCUGUACAUCGUGGCGUUUGCAGCCAAGGUGUUGACAGGCCAGGUGCGCGAGCUGAAGGAUCUGCGGGAGUACGAUGUGGCCGAGGCCCAAAGCCUGAAGCCCAGCAAAGCCGAGAAGCCACUGAGGAACGGCCUGGUGAAGGACAAGCGCUUCUGAAUCCCUCGGCCCCGCCCCCGUGGACCCGGCCCCAUCCCGAAUACCCCGGCCACGCCCCCCGUCCUUGGCGCUCCUCCACCCCCUCCAACUCCAC
Rhinopithecus roxellana (golden snub-nosed monkey) is the source of this 1164-nucleotide messenger RNA. RefSeq names its product ceramide synthase 1 (gene CERS1). The record is from RefSeq and is a predicted model, not a curated record. Gene Ontology annotation, cellular component: membrane. Gene Ontology annotation, biological process: ceramide biosynthetic process. Gene Ontology annotation, molecular function: sphingosine N-acyltransferase activity. NCBI's taxonomy places the organism in Eukaryota, Metazoa, Chordata, Mammalia, Primates, Cercopithecidae. The coding region runs from base 18 to 1070 and encodes 350 amino acids. The transcript is spliced from 7 exons.